This is a messenger RNA of Eubalaena glacialis (North Atlantic right whale), 954 nucleotides long. It is a transcript of the gene VAMP7, whose product is annotated as vesicle associated membrane protein 7. The transcript has 8 exons. Gene Ontology annotation, biological process: vesicle fusion; exocytosis. The record is from RefSeq and is a predicted model, not a curated record. The coding region runs from base 132 to 794 and encodes 220 amino acids. Gene Ontology annotation, cellular component: membrane; SNARE complex. Gene Ontology annotation, molecular function: SNARE binding; SNAP receptor activity. Lineage: Eukaryota; Metazoa; Chordata; Mammalia; Artiodactyla; Balaenidae.
GCGCUUUUGCGGAAGCCGGCGGCGUCCGGUCCAGCCUCCUCCGGGAGCAAGCAGUUGGCGACCCCGCGCUAACCCGCGCAACUCUUUCCCGAUCCCCGAGUUCUCACACGGUGUCCGGACAGAUCGAGGCCAUGGCCAUUCUUUUUGCUGUUGUUGCCAGGGGAACCACUAUCCUUGCCAAACAUGCUUGGUGUGGAGGCAACUUCCUGGAGGUGACAGAGCAGAUUCUGGCUAAGAUACCUUCUGAAAAUAACAAGCUAACGUACUCACACGGCAAUUAUUUGUUUCAUUACAUCUGCCAAGACAGGAUUGUAUAUCUUUGUAUCACUGAUGAUGAUUUUGAGCGUUCCCGAGCCUUUAAUUUUCUGAAUGAGAUAAAAAAGAGGUUCCAGACUACGUAUGGUUCAAGAGCACAAACAGCGCUCCCAUAUGCCAUGAAUAGUGAGUUCUCAAGUGUCUUGGCUGCACAGCUGAAGCAUCACUCCGAGAAUAAAGGCCUAGAUAAAGUGAUGGAGACUCAAGCCCAAGUGGAUGAACUUAAAGGAAUCAUGGUCAGAAACAUAGAUCUGGUAGCUCAGCGAGGCGAAAGAUUGGAAUUAUUGAUAGAUAAAACAGAAAAUCUCGUGGAUUCGUCUGUCACCUUCAAAACAACCAGCAGAAAUCUUGCCCGAGCCAUGUGUAUGAAGAAUCUCAAGCUCACAAUCAUCAUCAUCAUCAUAUCAGUCGUAUUCAUCUAUAUUAUUGUGUCACCACUCUGUGGUGGAUUUACAUGGCCAAGCUGUGUGAAGAAAUAAAAAAGUUAUCAUUAACCAAGGAUACGAGAGAACAAGGAGUUAAAAGCAAUCCGUGUGAUUCAAGCCUUUUAAUACUGACAGAUGGUGUCUGCCAGUCUCUUCAACCCCCUUCUUUCUCUCUUUUUUUAAAAUAUUCUUCUAUGCCUCCAGAUUUAUCUUU